Zophobas morio is the source of this 4572-nucleotide messenger RNA. RefSeq names its product tetratricopeptide repeat protein 37-like. Lineage: Eukaryota; Metazoa; Arthropoda; Insecta; Coleoptera; Tenebrionidae. Gene Ontology annotation, molecular function: protein binding. The record is from RefSeq and is a predicted model, not a curated record. The transcript is spliced from 45 exons. Bases 68 to 4555 code for a protein of 1495 amino acids. Gene Ontology annotation, cellular component: Ski complex.
ACCAUCUUACGAGGAAUUGUGUAAAGUGUUAGAAAGUAAUAAUCAAUUAUCCAAAUGGUUUUCAGCAAUGCUAAAACUUAUCGAGAUAUAUCUAUCCUCGGGAAACUACAAAAAAAGUUUUUCAUUGAUCAACACAGUUACUGAUAAAGUAUAUAAAGAUAUGCCUUCAGAGAAGCAGUACAUUAUUUACUACAAAUUUUGUACAAUUUUUCGAGAUGCUUCUGAUCGCGGAGUAGAUAACUUUGAUAUACUACAGUUAAAGGAAAGAGAGCUAGAUAAAAUCUUGAGGAAUUUUGAGAUUUUUAAUAAACUAAUCUUUGACAAUCACAUUAUAAGUACAAGUAGUACUGAAGAUCAGCAGAAAGUGUUCGACUUAUUAAAAUGGAUCUUAAAAAUGUUUCGUUUGGUUUAUUGGGAAUUUGCCUCUGAGGAGAUAUACAAUAAAAGUCUUGCACUAGCCACGCGCUUAUUGUCUUUUGAUAGCCUUCGAGCGGAAAUUUAUUCCGAGUUGAUUUUAAUGAGCGAAGAAGAUGCCAAAACUACUGGUACUCUGGACACACACGAUCUACUUUUAGAGGUGAGUGAGAUGCCGGCGUGCGCUUAUAAUUUUGUUGCCGCGUAUUUUUUUUCAUCAGAGUUUACCCUGGAUUCGUUAAGGGAAGGUCUAAUGAAAGAGGCGGAAUGCCUUAGUGGGUGGAUGCUGUUAUUUUUCGAAUUAUUGGAAACGAAUAUUUCCGAGGCACUCAAAAUCGGCCAGCAAGUUGUUAACCAUUUCGAGCCCCCCAAUCGGCGUCAUUCUGUCCUUCAAGCACGGUUACGUGAAUUGCGCUAUCUGGUUGGUCUGGCCGAACUGGAGGUCGCCCAAUCCAUAGAGGCCGAAGUUCCUGCGUCGCUGGAGGCUCUCAACGGCGAGCUCCGGGGAGCCUCUACUUUUCUUGUGAGCGAAGCAUCGCUUGUUUCUGAUUUGGGCUUCUUGCGCGCCCGCCUAAACGACUCCGAAGCGGCCUUAAAGUUUUACCAAAGGGCGAUGACUUUAUUUGCCGCCUCGAAGAACGAGUCGCUCAGGACGAAUCAGAAGUGGUGGGCCCUAUGCCAUGUGCGUACGGGCCUCCUUUAUUGGCACAUGGACGGCGUGUACAGAAGAGAGCGCGCUUUUGCCUUUUCGCACUUUCUUGCUGCAGUAAAAAUGUCUCCCGGCAUUAGAGCUUCUUAUGAAUAUUUGGGCCAUUUUUACCAUGUGGUCGAGGGCGAUGCGGCUCGAGCUAUUGGUGUCUUUGAAAAGGCCGUCUCCCUCUCGCCUCAGUCACACGUGGCUCAAACACUCAGCGACUUAUACUUGGCUCAAAACCUUUACGAGAAGGCGCGGCAGCUGCAUAUUUUGGCACGUCACCCACUCCUGUCAUCCGUUCACCUCUUGGGCGUGUUUCCGCCUUGGCUUGUACUAUCUGAACGCUGGAAACUCGUGCGAGGCUGUUCGCCACUUGCAGUCGGCUGUACGAGUCUCUCCGUCUCUUCCGCAAAUCUGGGAGUGUCUUGGCGAGGCAUAUGCUGGCAUUGGUCGCCUGCCUGCCAGCAUAAAGGCCUUCAGAAAAGCGAUAGACCUGCGGGAAGACCCUUCUGUCUUUGCGAGGUUGACUCAAUCGCCAUGUGUCUUUACUCUCUUGGGUUUCUCCUAUUGACCUCCUUCCUGUGUGGGUUCCGCACUGGCGAACUGCUUGCCGCGUUGCACUUCUACGACGAGGCGCUGCAGGAGUUCCGGCUCUGCCUACAUGCCGAGCCUCUCUUUAGCCCAGCGCUACUAGGAUUCUCUAAAACACUUAUUAAAAAAGCAAAGUUUCUAUACGAAGAAGGAAGGAUCCCUGCUUGCGUCGACUUGCUGGCGUUGGCGCUAGAAAAGAUACUCUUUUAUAUUUCUCUCGACUCGAAACCCCACAAAACCUCCACGCUGUUCGGAGGGAAAAUGCUAGGUGAUCUCUGCUGCCUCAUCUUGUCGAUGCCGCCCGACAUUUUGUGCCGCACUCACUUUCUUUCUUCCCUUGCUAGCCACAUGCCUCCCGCUCUCAUGGUGCCGGAGAAUUCGGAAAACGCACUUUAUUUACUGUCCUCGCUCGCGUCAUGGGGCUAUUCCCUGGCUCUUAAGGAGACGCAUGUCCACCAAUCGUGGCUGCUGCGGGACUUGGCCCUUUCUUCCUGCAAGCGCUGUCGUGUCCUUCCCUUGGAGGAAGAAGAGCAGGAGAACGCCUUUUCCGAGGCUAUUGGCAUCUGCAAGAGAAGUCUUGCCUUAGACUCUGGCGACAUCCGCACGUGGGAGUUGCUUGGAGUCAUGUUUACUCUGCGCCGUCAGUUUUCACGUGGUCAGCACUGCUUUAUCCAAUCGCUGCAACGCUCCACGAAAACUUCUCGCACUUGGACCGCCCUCGGGGUUCUUUAUUAUUUGUGCGGAAACUACGACAUGGCCGAAGAGGCUUUUUACCAAGCGCGCACCCACGAGCCCUCUUGGAUUCCUGGCUGGGUCGGAGCGGCUCUCGUGGCAGAAAAAAUGUCCAAUCCCUCAGCACGUGACUUAUACCUCCAUUGCGCUAAUCAAGACUGCCACGAGGUCGGCUAUAAGGGCUUUGCUGCCAGCGCCUAUUCCAGCUUCCGCCAAAGCCUCUCCCCUAACGACUUCCACGUGCUCUAUCAGGCCAUCUGUUGCUUGGAAACAUGCCUGCAGAGGGACAACACCGACGCGUGGGCGUGGAACUUGCACGGCCUUCUGCUCGAGCUCGUCGGUUUAAACCAAUCAUGUUAUUCCAGCUUUACGAGGGCACGAAGUCUGCUCGAAGACCGCCCUCAACACGGCCGCCUCGUUACUUUCAACAUGUCACGUGUUCUCGUGAAGGUCGGGCGUCCCGCUGAUGCCGUUGGUCUGCUUUGUCCGCUGCUGGAGGAGCUCGAGAAAGAUUCAACGCUCCACGAAUGGGCGCUCUCUACUUUGGCUCUCGCCUAUAUGAAACUCGGGCUUCUGGAACGAGCUGCCCACGCCUACUCGCAACUCCUUCUUUCGGAUGCGACGGCAGAGCAGAAAGGCGAUGUUUGUAUAUCUCUUGGAAUUAUAUUUUAUUUCCUGAAGGACUAUUCGGCCUCUCGGAAGUCUCUCUUCCAAUGCGUCGAGCUAUCCACCAACCACGUACGCGGCGUCUUUACUCUUGGCGCCUUUGGGCUGCUAACAAAUGAGGAGCAAAUAACACUUUCGGCUAUUCAAGCGUACAAGCACCUUUUUCCGGUUGAUGGGGACUGCAAGAGGGAGUAUUUUUAUUCGCUCCUCACUGCCUGUCUUUCGCUCUCAAAAGGCUCGAUUGCAAGCGCCGUUGCUGCAUUUGCUGCGAGUUUGCACCGCGCAGGACCUUUUGGGAGCCGUCUUUGGACUAUAUUGGCUGCAUUUAUAUAUAAAAGGGCUCCAGAAAGACUGCACUCUGCUCGCUCCUGCAUGCAGACUGCCCUUCAGUUGGCGCACGGCGGGUCCCACACCUCUUCUCGUGCGCAAGACGCUUUCGGGGUGGUUGAUCACGAGGAGGUGGGUCGCAUGCUUUGCUUGCACAGCCUUUGUCUUCUGGCGGAUAACACUGCUUCUUAUAGAGAAGCGCAACGCUCUGUCCAUGUGGCUCCCUCUUCCUCCUCUGCCUGGUGCACUUUGGCCUCCGCACUAGUCAGUUUCAUAGUGAUGAAGGCCACUUCUCACAACCUGCUGGCCUCUGCCAUCCGGAUAUAUGACCAUGUGCGCACAAUGGAUUCCCGGAAUUUCCUUUAUGCUACUUGCUGUCUUUGUGAGUGCUUUCUCAUUGCCGGUUACAUGCUCAAUGGACAAGAAAAACACGCUUAUCUUAACCAGGCUGAACUGCUUUGCACCACCGAGCUUAACAACCAAUCGCUUUCACCGGCUUGGAAAGCCCACUUUUAUCUCCUUCUCGCGCGUUGCUAUAUCUGCAGCGGUAAGGAGGAAGGCGCCAUCAUUGCCUGCUUAAAAACAGCUGUCCGGCUCGAUCCGAAAAACUUCCGAACGUUUCAGGUGACAGAAAAUUGUAUGUUGGUCGUUUUUUUAUGUAAAUUUCUUCAGGAACUCGCCAUGUGCUAUACUUUUCAUCGCAAGUAUAAGGCGGCCGAGCAGAGUGUGCUUGCAGGGCUCUCGUGUGCGCAAAGCAAGCCCGAGGAAGAAAUUGCUUUGGUAUAUUUGGGAUAUCUUCACAUACUACAGCUACAAACCAACAAAGCCGAAGAUAUGCUGCAGCGAGUUUUGAGGCUAAACGACCUUAGUGGAGUUGCUUACUUUUUGUUGGGAUAUGUGUUUUACCGUAAAGGUAACUAUACAGAAUCUGAAAAAAUACUCCGGCACUCGCAGAAACUUCAACCUAUCCCUUCAACACUUUUACUGUGCUGCCUGCAUAAAAAAACCAAUUUGAAAUGCGUGGAACAAGACUUUUACGAACUAAAGACAGCCCUAAAAAAAAAUACUACUAACUAUGAAAAGUGGGAAAAUGUAGUGAAAUACGUUGAAGAUUUAAUAAGAUGCAAAUAAAAUUUAUUUAUUAGGCC